AUGGGCACAGAGUGCUGCUCUGGCGGAGGCUGCCACGAUGCCACUCCGGCAGCUGGUCCCGAACACAACCAUGACAAUCAUCACCACGGGGAACAGAGCCACCAACAUGACAGUCAUGAUCAUCAACAAGUCCAGGACCACGCGCACAAUCAUGACAAUGGAGAUGACUCUGACGUUUGCGCGGUUGAAGAGCCCUGCACACAGGAGGGCGAGUGCUGUGAUGACGAAUCUUGCUGCGGCGAUUCCAGCCUGUCCGAGACUCUGGCCUGCUGCUCCAGUAAUGACGAACAUUGCGAUGAGAAAUGUAUCCUUGCAGCGGCUGCACUGGAGUGCGAAAAGACGUGCGAAACAGACAACUUGACGCAAAGCACUGCCGCGGGACAUGAACACCAGCACGAUGCGAAUGGACACCAUCCCUCCGGAGCAUGCAAUUCCCACCUCGAAAAAGCAUUUAACCAAUACAGCGCUUAUCUUGACUCUGCUCGCUGCAUCUGUCGAAGUAUUCUCGAGCGAGGUUGGUCGACAACAUGCUGUGCUAAUCAACCCAGGAAAGUCCCCUCUGACGGUGUCGAAAACAUUUGCGUCGACAAGCCCGGAAUAUAUGCCAGUGGGCGAAAGGUUCAUAAACACGACGGCCCUCAUCAUCACCACGAAAUUAGGCGCCGUGGAAAGAUGUCCAAGCACGAAAAAAACGAAGGAGACCCCUGCUGCCAGCCGGUCAAGUCUGAUUGCUGCGGCGACCACGCGCUGAGCCAUGACGCCAUUCAGCCCGCUGACAAUGCCAAUUCUCACGGGUGUCGUGCAGUCGAGCGAGACGUGGAAAAGGCCGAGGGUCUAGAGCAUGUCGCGCUCCUCGUUGAUGGCAUGACUUGCUCGGGAUGUGGCAACAAGAUGGCCAACACUCUUAACAGGAUCACUGGUGUUUCGUCCGUCAAGGUCAACUUCGUCAUGGGUCAUGCGGAAUUCGAGCUUGACACGUCAGUGACUACUGUAACCGAGGUCGUUCGUGCUGCGGAGAGAGCAACCAACUUUCGUUGCAACCGGAUGGCUACCGAUGAUCAGGUUCUUGAUGUAUUGGCAUUGGGUAAAUCGGCCAAGGCACUCUUGGACUGCAACAUCAAUGGUGUCACAGGUGCCACUAUUUUGAACAAGCGCACUGUUCGCUUGAGCUAUGUCCCAACGGUGAUUGGGGCAAGAGAGUUGCUCGAGAAGCUUCAAGGCCAAAUUGAGGGCCUCGCUCCUCCUCGUGACGAUCCGUCCGUUUCGAGUGGCCGCAAGAGGCUCUACGACCAGCUUGCCAAGACAACUCUCGCUGCUGUUUUUACCAUUCCUGUUCUGGUUCUGGCUUGGGGAGAUUCCCUUGUUGGCGAACGAAAGCGGGCAAUUGUUUCCAUUAUAUUGGCCACAUUGGUCCAGAUGAUUGCCAUUCCUGACUUCUACCGCCCAGCCAUUGGCGCACUCAUCCACAGCGGCACCAUUGAGAUGGAUAUGCUUGUCGUCAUCAGCAUCACUGCGGCAUAUUCGUACUCGGUUGUGGCUUUUGGAUUUCGCAUGGCAGGCGCGCCGCUCGAGACGUCGGAAUUCUUUGAGACGAGUACUCUUUUGAUCACCCUCGUGAUCCUUGGUCGACUUGUGGCUGCAUUUGCACGUAUCCGAGCUGUUGAAGCUGUGUCUGUGCGAUCUCUCCAAACCACAAUGGCUGUCAUUGUCGAGAAUAAUAGUGACAGAGAGAUUGAUGCUCGCUUGCUGCAAUACGGCGACAAACUCAAGAUUGGCCCCGACUCAGGCGUGCCCACCGACGGUAUCGUUCUCAGCGGCCUAAGCGAUGUUGACGAGUCGAUGCUCACGGGAGAGAGUGUUCCAGUGUCCAAAAAGCAAGGCGACGCGGUGAUUGCCGGAACGGUCAACAAAAACGGUGUCUUGAUCGCUCAAUUAACCCGACUUCCCGGCAAGAAUACCGUGACGGACAUUGCUCAGCUUGUCGAAGAAGCACAAAAUUCAAAGCCCAAAAUCCAAGACUACGCAGACCGGGUUGCCAGCUGGUUCGUCCCGGUUGUCACCUCAGUCGCCAUCAUUGUCGUGAUUGUGUGGCUGGUUGUCGGUCUCAAAGUUCGCAAUUACAACACCGGCAAGUCCAUCUCGAAUGCAAUCACAUACGCUGUUGCGACUUUGGCUGUAUCCUGCCCAUGUGCCCUUGGUCUGGCCGUGCCCAUGGUACUCGUCAUUGCGGGUGGCAUUGCCGCGCGCAACGGCGUCAUUAUCAAGUCUGCGGAAAGUACAGAGCGAGCUCGCAAAGUGACGGAUGUUGUUUUCGACAAAACCGGCACCAUUACUGAGGAAAACCUGGAUGUGAAGGAACAAGUCCUUCUCAUCAAUGAUGCCGCAGCGAUAUCCAUCUCGAAGGCUUUGGUCGCUGGCAACAAACACCCCGUUUCUCUGGCUGUUGCCAAGCAUUUGGAGGGCCAAAGUAUCCCCGCCGAAACGCUAACCGACGUCCAAGUCAUCCCUGGAGCAGGAGUAGAGGCCAAGCUGGACGGGGCCUCUCUUCGAGCCGGAAAUCCAAAAUGGACCAAGACUGCUUCUCAUGACGCAGUUUCUCGUCUCCAGGACCAAGGCAUGACACUUUUGGUCAUCACACAGAACGAAGCGCCUAUCGCCUUGUUUGGUCUUGGCACUCAUAUCCGUGCAGAGGCUUCUCGAGUUGUGUCCCAAUUGACCAGCCGCAACAUUGCCAUACACCUGGUUUCUGGUGACCAAAAGCAGGCUGUUGAGAUGGUCGGCUCUGCGGUGGGAAUUCCCAAGGUCGUGUCGCAAUGUACCCCUGUGGAGAAGCGAGACUACGUGGCCGGCCUGAUGCAGGAGGGCAAAUGCGUCAUUUUUGUCGGGGACGGGACCAAUGACGCCGUUGCCGUAUCGCAAGCAGAUGUUGGUGUCCAGCUCGGCAGUGUUUUGUCCGCCAGCGACGUCACUGGCAAGGCCGCUGACGUCGUUCUUUUAAAUGGGCUUGAAGGGAUUCCUUUCCUCUUGGAAAUCAGUCGCGUCAGUUUCCGACGCAUGGUCUUCAACUUUGCGUGGUCGGCAGUGUACAACGUUCUGGCCAUUCUCCUGGCCUCUGGUGCCCUUGUCAAGGUUCGCAUCCCGCCAGCUUACGCCGGCCUGGGUGAGAUAGUCAGCGUUGUUCCCGUCAUCGUGGCGGCGAUGACCAUGUUGUUGAACAAGUCCAAGGCGUCGGCCCAGAGAGAAUAA
Metarhizium album ARSEF 1941 is the source of this 3246-nucleotide messenger RNA. RefSeq names its product cation transport ATPase. Gene Ontology annotation, molecular function: ATP hydrolysis activity; metal ion binding; ATPase-coupled monoatomic cation transmembrane transporter activity. Lineage: Eukaryota; Fungi; Ascomycota; Sordariomycetes; Hypocreales; Clavicipitaceae. The coding region runs from base 1 to 3246 and encodes 1081 amino acids. The record is from RefSeq and is a predicted model, not a curated record. Gene Ontology annotation, cellular component: membrane. Gene Ontology annotation, biological process: monoatomic cation transport. The transcript has 3 exons.